UACAUUUGGGAAUAAAUUUCGAUAUAUUUAUAUUUUUUUUUGUCUAAAAAUGCAUAUUAUUAUAAAUCAAACAGUAUUUAGUGAUUAAUUACUAUAUUUGACAGUAUCAUUGGUGAAUUUCUUAUUGAAAUGUACAUAUGUGAUGAUUUUAGAACAUUAAUAAAAAUUAUGAAAUGAUUUAUUUAAAAAAAAUAUUACACAUAUAAGAAUAUCAUAUAAUUAUUUUAAAAUGAAACGUUCGAAAAUCGAUAUUAUUAAUGCAACUGUUGAAUCAUAUUUAAAACGACGUCGUUAUCAGGAGUAUGAUGAAUUUCGUAAAACCGAUCGUAACAGAUCUGUUACCAGUGAAGAAAUGACUCUUAAUGAAAUGGCAGAAACAGGAACAUCUACAAAAAAUUCAAUUAUCUUUAGCACAAUUAUAAAUGAUGUUGUUGCUGCUAACCAAGCUUAUCAGAGAUUCAAAGAUUGGAUAAACUCAAUCAAAAAUGAUGAUAUAAAGCAGCAAUUAAAAUUUAUGUUAUACCCAGUAUUUUGCCAUCUUUAUUUGGAUAUUAUUUAUGCUGGAAAUUUACAGGCUGCAAUAGAAUUUUUUAAAACUUACCAAAAAGAUUUUGCAGCAGAUACUGAAAAGAAUUUCUUGGAAGAAUUAUCCAAUGUUUUUUCUGUUCAAGAUGUUGAGAUAAGACCAUUAGCUAGUGCAUUUAGAAAUAGGAAAUAUAAAGUGAAUAUGUCUGAUGAAGCUUAUAUUGCAUUACAAAAAUAUCUUGGUAAACAUGGACAUGUUAUAAUCAUGCAGAUUAUAAAUAUUCAUAUAGCUAUUGUGAGAAAAAUUUCUGAUUAUGCCGAUGAAAAUAAGACUUAUAAUUCUUCAAAAUGGGGAAGCAUAGGAAUAAACGGUCACACAGAACAAGUUUCUGGUACUGGCAUAGAUAGAGAAAUGAGAGAGCUUCAAGAAGCUAUUCGAUUAUUGAAAAAUAAUCCUCACAAACCACUGAGAAUAUUAAAAGUUAAUAAUUCAACAGAAAAUGCUAGUUGUGCAAGAAUGACACAUAACAUGGACAAAAUUGCUGUUGGAUUUAGCUCAAAUGAGAUUAGAAUAUGGGCUAUGGGUGAUAAUGUAUUAAUGAGGCCCAAGUUGAGAUCUAGAUCAGUUAUUCUUGCACCAAGUAUUACUUCAUCUAAUCAGUUGUCUGAAGAGAAUUUUGAAAUUGAAGAAGCAGGAAGUAUAAUUCUACGAGGACAUACAGAUGUAGUCCAUGACUUGAGAUUUGUUUGUGAGUCGCAAGUUCUUCUUUCUGUUUCUAGUGAUAAUGAUAUGAGAGCAUGGCGUACUGAUGAUUAUACCUGUUCUACAAUUUAUAGCGGUCACAAUUAUCCAAUUUGGUGUAUGGAUACAAGUCUAUUUGAUUUACAUAUUGCCACUGGAUCUCAUGAUCGAACGGCCAAACUUUGGUCUCUUGAUAGAAAAUUUCCCCUUCGAGUCUUCGCUGGCCAUUUUAUGGAUGUUAAUUCAGUCAAAUUUCAUCCGAACGCACGAUAUAUCGCAACGGGUUCUGCAGACAAAUCACUUCGACUAUGGAAUAAAGAUGAUGGAAAAUUAUUACGAUCCUAUGUUGGAGCACAAUCGACUAUUUAUAGUUUGGUAUUUAGUCCCGAUGGAAGGUAUUUAGCUUCAGCUGGUGAAGAUAAAUCUGUUAUGAUUUGGGAUUUAGCAACAGAUGCUCUUCUUAAUGAAUUAAAAGGUCAUCAAGCUACUGUAAUGCAAUUAGAUUGGAGUCCGGACGGACAAUUCAUUGCUAGUGGAAGCAGUGAUGGUGUUGUCAGAAUAUGGUCUACCAAAACAUUUGUGAAAACUACUAGCAGUGGAUCAAGUGGCCCCGUAUCAGAUACAGAAAUUCCUACAGUUCAAGAAUUCGCAACAAGUAGUUCAGCAAUUUUAUCACUUCAGUUCAACCCUAAAACUAAUUCACCAAUUUGUAUUGUUUCUUCGUAAAAUAUGAAAAAAAUAUAAAUAUUUCUUAGUUUA
This is a messenger RNA of Chelonus insularis, 2026 nucleotides long. It is a transcript of the gene wda, whose product is annotated as will decrease acetylation. The transcript has 10 exons. Gene Ontology annotation, molecular function: protein binding; RNA polymerase II general transcription initiation factor activity. Bases 230 to 1993 code for a protein of 587 amino acids. Lineage: Eukaryota; Metazoa; Arthropoda; Insecta; Hymenoptera; Braconidae. The record is from RefSeq and is a predicted model, not a curated record.